AUGAAACCCAACUCUGAUGAUGUCCAUCAUAUGAUGGACGAAAUCUCAGCACGUUUUCAGCUGAAACGAGGGAGGAAGUCUCGUGGACUGCGUCAACAUGAACAUAGUGUAAAAGCCAACCGGCUGCAGUACAACGAGAUUCAUCCGUCCUCAUCUGGUGAGAUCCACCAACGAAUUUCUUCUUCAUCCACUUUCAUCCGAGAUGAAGGUUCCCCUAACAACCUUUAA
Molecule: messenger RNA, 228 nt
Organism: Protopolystoma xenopodis
Lineage: Eukaryota; Metazoa; Platyhelminthes; Monogenea; Polystomatidea; Polystomatidae
Source: the annotation of a GenBank genome assembly